AUGUGUAUCACCUCCAUCACAUUAUUGAAACUAAUAAUUGAGGUUUAUGAGGGAUUUGACAAUGUGAAUGUGGUGGUUGAUGUGGGUGGUGGAGUAGGGAAAACUCUUGAGUUGAUCACUUUCAAACACCCUACCAUUAAGGGUAUUAACUUUGAUUUACCACAUGUGAUAGCUGAUGCACCACCUUAUCCUGGGGUGGAGCAUGUUGUAGGUGAAAUGUUUUUGAGUGUUCCAAAAGGGGACAUCAUCUUUAUGAAGACCGUACUUCAUAACUGGGGUGAUGAGCAUUGCUUGAGUAUAUUGAAGAAUUGCUAUGAAUCCCUACCAGAAAAUGGGAAGGUGGUUGUUUUGGAGACGAUUGUUCCAGAGAUACCUGAGACUACUUUGCUAGCAAAAACUACACUUGGAAUGGAUUUGGUUAUGAUGACACAACACAUGGGAGGUAAGGAGAGGACUGAGAAGGAAUACAAGGCCUCGGCAAGUGGUGCUGGAUUUAGUGGCGUUACACUCGUCUUUCGUCUUGCUGCCUUCUCUGUCAUGGAAUUCUAUAAAUAGAUAUGUGAAAACCCUA
Messenger RNA from Telopea speciosissima, 571 nucleotides. RefSeq names its product caffeic acid 3-O-methyltransferase-like. The record is from RefSeq and is a predicted model, not a curated record. The transcript is spliced from 3 exons. Gene Ontology annotation, biological process: methylation. NCBI's taxonomy places the organism in Eukaryota, Viridiplantae, Streptophyta, Magnoliopsida, Proteales, Proteaceae. Gene Ontology annotation, molecular function: S-adenosylmethionine-dependent methyltransferase activity; O-methyltransferase activity. Bases 1 to 555 code for a protein of 184 amino acids.